AUGGCCAGAACCAAGCAGACCGCCCGUAAGUCCACCGGAGGCAAAGCCCCCAGGAAGCAGCUGGCCACCAAGGCCGCCCGCAAGAGCGCCCCAGCCACCGGCGGAGUCAAGAAGCCUCACCGUUACAGGCCCGGCACUGUGGCUCUGAGAGAGAUCCGUCGCUACCAGAAGUCCACCGAGUUGCUGAUCCGCAAGCUGCCCUUCCAGCGUCUGGUCCGUGAGAUCGCGCAGGACUUCAAGACCGACCUGCGCUUCCAGAGCUCCGCCGUCAUGGCUCUGCAGGAGGCCAGCGAGGCUUAUCUGGUCGGCCUCUUCGAGGACACCAACCUGUGCGCCAUCCACGCCAAGAGAGUCACCAUCAUGCCCAAAGACAUCCAGCUGGCCCGGCGCAUCCGCGGAGAGCGAGCUUAAACCCACACGCCUCUCACUCAACGGCUCUUUUCAGAGCCACACACUCAAACUAACGGGCGAACGUUUCAUGGCACUCACCUACGAAACUAUAAUUGUCAAAUUUAAA
Synchiropus splendidus (mandarinfish) is the source of this 517-nucleotide messenger RNA. Its product is annotated as histone H3. NCBI's taxonomy places the organism in Eukaryota, Metazoa, Chordata, Actinopteri, Syngnathiformes, Callionymidae. The transcript has a single exon. The coding region runs from base 1 to 411 and encodes 136 amino acids. Gene Ontology annotation, molecular function: structural constituent of chromatin; protein heterodimerization activity; DNA binding. Gene Ontology annotation, cellular component: nucleosome. The record is from RefSeq and is a predicted model, not a curated record.